Messenger RNA from Torulaspora globosa, 2439 nucleotides. It is a transcript of the gene NOP14, whose product is annotated as snoRNA-binding rRNA-processing protein NOP14. NCBI's taxonomy places the organism in Eukaryota, Fungi, Ascomycota, Saccharomycetes, Saccharomycetales, Saccharomycetaceae. The record is from RefSeq and is a predicted model, not a curated record. The coding region runs from base 1 to 2439 and encodes 812 amino acids. Gene Ontology annotation, cellular component: Noc4p-Nop14p complex; small-subunit processome; nucleolus. The transcript has a single exon. Gene Ontology annotation, biological process: maturation of SSU-rRNA.
AUGGCAGGAUCGCAAUUGAAGCAGCUCAAAGCGACCUUGAAAGCUCACAACCUCACUGGUCAGACUAACGGAGGAAAGAAGAAGAAAGGCUCGAAAAGACAGCCGAAGCAAUAUGACCGAGAAGAAAGGAGCAAAGUGAUUGCUCAGAUAAGAGAGACUUUCAGCCCCUUUGAAGUGAAGAAGGUCAAAAACAAGCGCAUUGAUGACUCGAGCAUACCUGUCGGUAAGCCUGGAAUCUCAAAGCAGAUCGGAGAAGAGCAACGUAGAAAAGUGUAUGAGGCCAAGCAGGCUCAUAGGAAUAAGAGCAAUGGGUUUUUGGAUAGACGUUUUGGAGAAAGGAAUAAGCAUAUGUCCGAAGAAGACAAGAUGUUGGAGCGUUUCACAAGGGAAAGACAGAGUCAAUCUCGUGUGAAAAGCAGUCUCUUUGAUCUUAACGACGACGAUGAUGAUGACGGAGGCAUGUUUCAAACCGGAUUAACUCAUCUUGGAGAAGCGUUGCAUGACGACUUCGACGAGGGUGACUUGGGUCUAGACGAUGAAGAUAAUGAAGUUCGCGCGACUGGUAGAAGCAAAAGAUCCUUAGAUUAUGGUGAGAAUGGAUCUUUAGGUGAGCCGGCCGAGCCGGCUAGGAAGAAGACCAAAGCAGAAGUGAUGAAAGAGAUAAUAGCGAAAUCCAAGUUUUACAAGCAAGAAAGACAAAAGGCGCAAGAAAAACUAGAGGAUCAGAUUGAUGAGCUUGAUGAAAACUUUGGUGAUAUAUUUUCCGAGCUGAAGGCGUCGUCAGCGGCAGCACAGGCAGCUCCUGAACUGCAAGAUCAGACAGACAAAGAAUAUGACAUUAAAGUUAAGGAACUCAUCAUGGAAAAGAGAGCUGCCCCAAGUGACAGGACCAAGACACCAGAGGAGUUGAAGAAGGAAGUGGAGGAAAAAAGAGCUCAACUGGAAAGGCAGAGAAAUGAGCGUAUGAGUGGUAUAUUGGAGCUAGAAGACGGUGAAGAAAGGGGCGUUGAGGACUUGGAUGAUGGCUUUUGGGCCAAUUCUGAUGACGAGGAAGAAUUAGGCGAAGGAUCUUUUGCGGAUUCAGAUGAGGAUAUUGAACUUGAGCAGUCACCAAGCGAUGAAGCAGAAUUCAAGAGAGACCGUGAGUUGCGGGAUCUUCCUUGUCCUGGUAGUCAUGAAGAACUACUCGCUUUCUUGAAAGGUCAGCGGCUAGUUGAUCAACCAAAACAAAUUAGAAGGAUAAUUCACGCUCAUCAACCUAAGCUGGCGGAAGGUAACAAGGAGAAGCUUGGACAUUUGACCGCUGUGCUGCUCCAGCAUAUACUUUUCCUAUCGAACCAAGAUUACUCCAAAAAUUUGAAAGAGUUUGCAGAAGUUCAGAAUUCUAUGUUAAAAAUUCUCCAGUCGUUAUCUGAACAAUACAAUCAAGCGCUUUCGAAAGAAUGUAGAAAAAUCAUCAGCACUAUUCAAGAAAGAUUCAAGAAGAAUCAGUUCACGAAAGUAUUGCCUUCAGAUUUGGUAUUCUUCAAUUUGGUUGGUGUCAUAUUUUCGACGUCCGAUCAAUAUCAUCUGGUUGUAACACCCUGCUCCAUCUUAAUUGCAGAGUUCCUCGAACAAGCAAAAUUCAACACGAUAGAAAAACUGGCGUUUGGAGCUGCGUUUGCUCGAACUUCUUUGCAAUAUCAAAGAAUCGCAAAGCGUUACGUUCCAGAGUUGACAUUUUUCUUCGAAAAGUGCUUAGCAUCACUGCUUCCAGACCCAAGCGCAGAAAUCUUGCAUCAAGUGAAAAUAGACUCCACCAAAUUAGCAAUUGAGAAUGGAAUAACACUCAAUAAUGAGCAGUCUGCCACAUUGCAUCUUCAUCAGUUUUCUGGAGUUGAUAAGCUGAACGAUGGGCUGAGAUGCACGCUUUUGAUGAAUGUACUAGAGUCAGUGAAAACAGCAAUAUCACUAAUAUGGAAGGAGCUUCCGGCUUUCCAAGAAAUCACAUUCAACAUUGUCAAGCUGCUCGAAGAAUAUGUUGCAAAGUUUUCGACCCUGGAGCCAGCGCAACAAAUCCUCGAGAGGAUUGAAAAGCUGUGUGGUUUCAAUGAUCACACACCAUUGACCCUGCAGCAUCAUAAACCCAUUUCUAUUCCUUCACAUGCUCCUAAAUUCGAAGAGAACUUUAACCCUGAUAAGAAAUCUUAUGAUCCUGAUAAGACUAGAAGUGAGAUCAAUAAGAUGAAGAGUCUGUUGAAGAAAGAACGGAAAUUCACUAUGAAAGAGAUUCGUAAAGAUGCCAAGUUUGAAGCCAGACAAAGAAUCGCAAGCCAAAAGGAAUCUGCCGCUCAAUAUCACUCUAAGAUGGCUCACAUUAUCAACACAAUCAGCACUGAGGAGGGCUCUGAAAAAAAUAAGUACGAACGAGAAAAGAAGCUGCGCAGCAUUAAAAAAUGA